Molecule: messenger RNA, 12348 nt
Organism: Amphibalanus amphitrite
Lineage: Eukaryota; Metazoa; Arthropoda; Thecostraca; Balanomorpha; Balanidae
Exons: 56
Coding region: 2-7843 (2613 amino acids)
Source: RefSeq, a predicted model, not a curated record
UAUGCGCCAGAAGUCCACAAAGGAAACGUCAGCGAAUCCAAACGACAUGUGUUGGCCAUCUGAACAUCCUCGAACAACCACUUACGAGCUUAAUUGUCUGGGACCAGCGGCCACGUACGACUUUCUCCUGGACUCGGACGGCGACUACUUCCAGGGCGCCUGGCGCUGGCACAACUGCAUCGACAACGGCACCUGCACAGACUUUGAAAACCUCGGAGAGCGGAUCAGACUGGAUCCAACAGACAGACUGCACAAGCCUGCCAUCACUGAAGGCUUCGGCUACUUCUUCUCGGCAGCUACAUUGAAGGCUCAGACCCCGUUCAGAAGAGACCAAGAUGUUCAUGUGAUCCACACACUACCGGCAGCUUAUUUGGAAGCUUUCAAGCCGCAUGGAACUAUGCACGCUUGGUGUAGCAAUGAGGGCAGCACUCCGGCCUCGUUCACCAUGCAGCUGUUCACUCUCUCUGACACCAAUGCAGAGACCAAGGUGGCCGAGGCGGCAGCGGACUGCACCGAUCAGGAAAUACGCCGCCUCUUCUACGAGCCAUUUGUCGUCGACGGCACAUUCGCUCGCCUGAGGGUGAGAGAACUGUUGCGAACCACGGCAACCAGCGACUAUGAUAGCAACGCCGCUGUCACCGGUCAGCGCCUCAUGAUCGACGUGCCCCUGGGCAUCGGCUGCUUCUCGGGCCUGCCGCCGCCGGCCGACGCUCAGGACGUGGACACCAACGACGUGCCGACGUGCCUGGUCCGCUGCCACGGACUCGGAAAGCCGGUGGCUGCGCUGCGCGGUGCCAGCUGCGCCUGCCUGGAUCAGAUGCCGUACGCCAGUCUGCGACCCUCACGGUCCUGUCACACACCCUGCCACGGGGAGCGCUGGAUGUGUGGCGGCCAGGACGAGCACAGCUUCUACACCGCCAGCUGUCCCGACGGCUGGCAGCGCGUCGGGCACUUCUGCUACAAGAAGUUCGCCGACGCGGCAGCUGACACGGCUCGAAAGGCGCACGCGCUGUGUUCAAUGAAUAACGCCGAGCUCUUCAACCCCCGCUGGUCGUACGACUACAAUAUGGCAUCCAAGUUGCUAGUCUCUGACGGUGCCAGUGCCUUCCUGGGUUUCAAGAUCAUCAGGAACCCCGCUGCCGUGUACACCUUCAGUGGGGAGUUGAUGACCGAUUUCGAGGAGAUUAAAAGCCUGACCAAGCUGGGGGCCGACGCCGACUGCGUGGAGGUGGCCCGCAGCGGCACCACGCUGACCGCCUCGGGCGCCUGCACCGCCUCCGCAGAGGUCAUCUGCCAGCAGCCUCUGGUGCGCGGCUGGGGCACGCAGGAGAUCGCCGAGACGGACGACCUGGUGAUGCGGACAGCCUCCAGCGGCAGCGACGUGUUCGCUCACCCGUCCCAGUGGUGGAGCCCGGCUGCCGACGACACCUCCCCGCGCCUCGUGUGGGAAUUUUCUCGUCAAGUAAUGGUCUCCGGAUUCAAGAUAUCCAGCAAAUCCGACAAACUGAUGGAAAGCUUUUUCUUAAAGUACAAAGAAGAUUACCUGAGCAACGAUACUGAGCGAUUCUACGCGACUUCAGAGGCAGGGGACAUUUAUGAGUUUAACAUCACCAGCGGGCUCCAGCUGAGCGGCGAGUUCACGGCGCACAUUCACCUGGCCUACCCGAAGGUGUCCAACUGGUUCGCGCUGCUGCCGUCGCGGUACGUCGCCGGCGCAGAGGUCAAGGUCACGCUGCUCGGCUCCACUGCCAGCGAGAGCGUCACUGUCUCCGAACGGCCGGGCGUGGCCGGUUCAGCGGCAUUGAAUCUGACCGAAAUUUGCCGAGAUGCCGACCACAGCGACCUUGAAGGUGAAGGCUUCCAAUUAAUGAACGCGGAGCCGGAGCUUUGGCCGGGCCACUCGUCACUGAUACAUGCAUACAAGAAGGUCCCCGAAAUGGCGUACCAAAUUUGUCAGCCCCGCACUCAGUGUCGCCGAACUGGAGACGGAAAUGUACUCUGUACACCGUAUAGAGCUAUGUGGUACACCAGGAAAGCUUCGCGCACGUGCGCGGCCGGUUUCCACAACGUGGUGGGCCACUGCGUCACUCCGUCUGCCCAGGCACUGAGUCAGGAGGCCGGCGCAGAGGCGUGCUCCAGCGUCCCGGGAGUACCGAUCGAGUUCAACAGCGCCGCCGAGUUCACCCUCUUCAGGCUGAUGAUGGUCACACACCAGAUGAACGAGUCCAUCUACAUCGGAGUCCGACGCAGCGGCGAUAGCUUUGUGAACGGCGCCGGGGAGCCCUUGCCGCCCGCCACGCAGUUCCACCGGAUUUGGGCGCCGAACGAGCCGGCCUCCACCGGCGACUGCGUGAUUCUGGAUCCGGAGGUCGACUUCUUUGCCCGCGCGGUGGAUUGCAGCACACCGUACCCCACAUACUGUCAGCCGAGAGCACCACGCAACUGUCCGGCUGACUUCGAGUACCAGGGUGACAGCUACAGCUGCUUCCAUUUCCACGUGGACACGAGCCGUGUGUGGGACCACACCGCGGCCAGCGAGUACUGUCGCCACAAAGGGACGUCACUGGCCGUUCCCAGGGACCAGCAACAGCUCGACCUCAUCAAGGACCUCGUCGAUCGAGUCAUCACAAAGGCCGUGGACGCAGGUGGCUCGGACACGGAGCAUACAGGAGCGCUGGGAGCCGUUCUGCUGAAUGACGACGGGGACGACCCAAAUAUCACCGUCACCAUCAACAACAUCAGCCCACAACCAACGAAAACCUCCUGGAAUUUGCUGAAAGAGUCCAUGUCGUCUUCUAAGAGCUGUGCAUACACCGUCCAGGGGUCUGAUAUAGAGCCCAAUGAAUGCAUCGGCAGUGGGUCUCACAUAAACUAUCCCGUUUGUCAAUAUCACGCGUGCUACGCGCUCAACAGCUCAGCCGAGUGCGUGUUCCCGUUCCGCUACAAGGGCCGCGUGUACGGUCACUGCACGCGGCUGGAUAGCGACGACGGCAGCGCCUGGUGUCCCACCCAGCUGGUGAACGGCGAGGCCAGUCGCACCAACGGCUCCUUCGCCACCUGUCUGGACUCCUGUCCCGUGCGGCAGUGUCCGGUGGGUUUCCUGGAGAUCGCCGCGCCGCACCGCUCGGCGCCGCUCUGUCUACUGCUCAGCAGUAACCGGGACGAGGAGGUCCUCAUCCCGCCCAGGACGCCCGGCCAACAGAGGGACUUCUGCGAGAGACUCGGCUCGCGGCCACUCACCCUGGAGUCGCCCUUCCACUACGAGCUGAUCAAAAACAACGUGUCGAAGGUGUUCCCCGAGUUUAAGCAGUACGUGGCCUUUGGCGGCUACUAUUGGAACGCCGCCGACCCGCACCUUAUCCUGGACUCUGGCCGUCGCCCCUCGCCCCGAGUCCUGGAGCUCGUCAAGAGCAGCUUCGACGACGCCCUGUUGGGGACGUACAACACCACGUGCGUCGUGAUGAAAGGCGACACUUUCCAGAACGUGCCUUGUGACGUGGGAAUGGCGUAUCACGCAUGUGAAGCGAAUGUGGAGUACACAGAGUCGGGUCCUGCGGCCGGCCAGCUCUGCCACUUUCCGUUCACGUACGCCGGCCGAAACUACUCCUCCUGCGCCGAAAACACGGACCGUGGCCAGGCCUGGUGCGCUACCGCCGUCACCGGCGACGGCCUGGUGGACGGAGACAACUGGGGAUACUGUCCUCCCGGCGACGAGCGGACGGUGGCCGGCCCGGCCAGCCCGGAGCGCUGCCAGUUUCCGUUCAUCGCCGGCGGCGUGCGCUACGAGCGGUGCACCAAGGUCACCGGGGUCACCACGCCGGACACGGGUGGACGCUUCUGGUGCAGCACCGCCAACGACGCGGCCGGCGUCAUGACCCGUCCGGACGCCUGGGGCGAGUGCCACGAGAACAUCUGGCCGCCCGAUAACCCAUACUGCAAUGCACCGUUUGAGGGCAACGGAGAGGGAAAAUGCGCCUAUCUCCAUCACGAGAAAAUCACCGAUGACACUGAAGCUGCAGGAGUGUGUAGCAAUAUCAACGCUGAGCUAGCUAUUCCAUUCUCCAAAGAACAUCAGGAAGUACUUGACGAAUUCAUCCAGGAGAAGGACAAAACAUAUUUUCCCAACUUUGACUACAUCCGCACCUCUGGCUACAAGAGCAAUGGUCAAUGGUUUUGGAAGGGUGCCCUGGAUAUCGGAUUCUUCAACUGGGCGGCAGCCGGCGAAGCGGCCAAGGAGGGGUGCGUGUUCAUUGACACGACCGUGGGCCCUCCGUACCGCUGGGUGGUGCUCGCCUGCGACACACCCGCCUACACCGUGUGCCGCGCCGCCUGUGCCGACGGACAGAUCACGUUCAACGGCCGGUGUCUGGAGGUGAGCACCACGACCGUCAUUGUCAGCGUCCUGGCAGAGGCGGCGUGCCACGACAAGGGCCAGCGGCUGUUCACGCCCUCCAGCGACGCCGAGCUGCGCCAGCUGCAGGGUGUGAUGGCCGCCCAGUACCCCGGCAAGCUGCCGGCCAUCAUCGGCCUGACCGAGUGUCGGUUCUCGUUCGCCGACCUCUGGCGGCGGAGCCGCGCCGACCGGCAGGUGCCACGCACAGUAGACGGCAAGCUGGCUCGCUGGGCAAUUCCUGGUACCAAUUAUCAGUAUGAUCAGCCGUUUCCUUGUCUGGAUGAGACCUCUCAGGGCUUGUAUUUCACUCUGGAGCCGCCCUCGGCUCCGCAGCCAAUGACGGCGUAUGCGAACACCAAGUCGCUCAGCCUGAACUACAUAUGCGCCCCCGAUUUGACGGAUCCUUGCCCGGAAGGCUACCACCCCCUCGACGACCAGUGCAUCAAGGUCUCCGACACCACUGCAACCUACCACGAGGCACAGGCGGCAUGCCACGAGGACAAUGCGGACUUGCUAUACAUUAAGUAUUUUCAUGAGCGCUACACUGUGCCGCUCCUCGUCAAGGCACUGAAUUCUGCCCAGCUUACUCGGCAGUUCGUGUGGAUUGGAUACGACAGGAUCGACGAUCCCACAUUCACGAACAUCUGGGGCGAACCUGGCUCCUUUAAACAAGGAUGGUUGAAGAAUGGUCCAGGAACCACACCGCAGGACUGUGUCAUUUUACAGAAGGAUACCAGCUGGUUAGGAGGAUACGUAUUCAACGUUCGAGACUGCAACGAACGCCACCACUAUGCGUGCACGUACAGGGGUCAGCAGAGGAAAAACAUUUGUCCGGAGGAGUUCCCGUUCUACUACCAAGGAGACUGCUUCCGAGUAUCAAACAGUAGCCUCACAUUCGCCCAGGCAGAGGUGGAGUGCUCGCUGAGUACGAGCGGGUACAGCAAGCUGGCCGCGCCCCAGGCCAGCCACGUCAGCAUGUUCGGCUACUUGGCGGCACGCUUUGACGACCUCUGGGUGGGUCUGGACGACCGCGCCGGCGGGCUCACCAACAGUGGCGGCGACCCGGUGUUACCGGCCACGGUGGCACGCCUGCCCACACCGGACGCCAGCAGCCGGCGGCGCCGCUCCACCGGCCAGUGUAUGGCCAUCCGGGACGGCGGCUACCAGCUCACCGACUGCCAGGAGAGGCGCCGGCACGUCUGCCUGCUGGUCAGGAGCCCCAGCUGUCCGGACCGCUUCAUCAGACACCAGGACAACUGCUACCUGGUACCCAACCAGCGACCACGCGGGGAAGACUACGCCACCGCCGAGCGAAAGUGCGCCCUCACCGGCAGUUUCGUGGCGGCUGACCGCGACGCACGUCAAGCGGACUUUCUGAAGGCCCUUUGGACCGCAGUGAACCACACCUCGUACUGGGUGGGACUCAGCUCGGACGAGAAGGACGAGACGUCGCUCUUCUACCCCAACUGGGAGCCGUUCACCUCUGGCAACUACAGCCGGUUCGACGCGCCGCCGUCGAUGGCCGCGCCCGCCUGCACCGUCGUUGCCAGUGACGACGGGUUCGCCACCUGGAGAGAGUCAUCGUGCGUCCAGAGGGCGAACAUUAUCUGCCACUACCAGGGUCUGCCCACCUGUCCGGCGGGCUACACGGCGCUGCUGGACAGCGGCUACACGUGUCUGAGACACAGUCCAGACAACGGCACCUACUGGUCCAAGUUCAGCGAGUGCUACAACGACGGUCCCAACACCGGACUGGCAGUGGUCUCCUCCGGUCGGGUACAGGCAGCCAUGAUGAGCUUUGUAGAAAAAGAAAGCAACGCUGCUUCCACGGCACCGUUCUGGAUCAGCUUCCGCGGGCCUUCGGCUCUCGUGGAUGAGCCCGAGCACCAGAACCGGCCAGUGGGGAACGUGGUGCAGCGCGUCCGCUGGAUCGACUACAACGCCAUGACGUGGACCGACGAGGUCACGGAGCUGCACAACAACGGCACCAACAUGACGGAAAUCUGGCGCGAUAAGUGCGCCACUCUCGACCUCGAGAGCAACUGGCUGCGCAACGACUGUCUCGACAACUUUGCCGCCCUCUGCGAGCACACCGCGUGCUACUCGACCCGCGGCCACCAGUGUAUCUUCCCGUUCCUCGGCCCGGAGGACGGCGUGGAAUACCACAACUGCACGUCCCUGGACACCACAAACAUCUUCCAGCCGUACUGCGCCACGGAGGUGAACAGCACGGGGCACGCGGUGCGGAUUGAAAAGUGCCAGCGCUACUGCUACUUCCGCCGACCCGUUGUCAAGUGCUACGACCCUCCGCUGCACCCGCUGUUGGGGAACGAGACCGACCCAACGGUCUGGAGAGCCAACUGGACAUCCAGCUGGGACGGUGUCACCCACCUCAAACAGUACCAAAAUAUCACCUACCAGUGUCCGAUCGGGUACGUCUUCGAUAAGAACAAUAAAAACAUCAUCAAACUUACCUGUGGAAACUGGACGUGGGAGCCGGAGCCUGGGCUCAGCAACGCCACCUGUCAACCGGUACAGUGUUCCCGUGAGCUGCCGAACGUACCGGCCGACACCUCUCCGGGAAACGCCAGCGUGCUCGUCUGGGACGGCCUUUACGAGUAUCUCACUCCCAUCGAGUUCACCUGUCCCACCGGUCACGUGUUCGAGGGCCUGGUCCGCAAAGCCCACGAGGGGAACUGGUCCAUCAACCCGUCACCGUGGAGCCAGCUUACGUCGGUCGAGUGUGACGCCACCGGCCAGUGGAUGCCAGCCUUUCUGCCCAACUGCGUGCCGUUCGACUGUUUGGGGCCACCUCUCGAGCCCCCCGAGUGGGUCUCGUACGACUGGGACAACGCCACAAUCAGUUAUGGACACACGGUGCGCUACUGGUGCACUCCCGGUGUCGGCUGGGCCUUCCCCAGUGACGGGGCCAUAGAGCACUUCAGCACGUGCCAAGAGAACGGCAACUGGUCCUUGACGGAACUGGAGGAUUGCAUCUUGAUGCCGUGCCCGGACCCGGCGCCGGAGACGGUCACCAACCAGACGUUCAGCUACGGCCUCGUGUUCAGCAACUACACGUGUCCUCCGGCCUGGGAGUUCGCCGACGGCAGCCGCCAAAAGUCGGCAGAGUGCCUGCUCGAGACCAAAGUCUGGGAGCCGGCCGUCAUGCCGCCCUGUCAGAAGCGCCGCUGCGCUGAGGAACCUCCGGAGGUCUUCCAGAAGGGCAUGACGAGGAAGUGGCCAAAAGGCGAGGACGGCCAGCCCAACUACGAGCUGGACGUGGUCAUCCAGUACCGGUGUCCUCACCGCCGACUCACCUGGGAGUUCAACGAGACCAUUCAGGAGGUGAUGUGCAUCCACGAUCCGGAGAGCGACCUCAUGGUCUGGGAGCCCUUCAACAUUACCCUCUGUAACCCGACAAGCUGCGGAAAUCGGGACAGCAUUACAUGAGUGCGUGAGGAGACAUGCUCGUAUGUGCAGUGGUAUGUGCCAAACUUACCAAUAACAGGACAACAGCAGGAAUGGCGAUAGACCAGAACAGGACCAGAGGGCAAAUCUAGAGCUGCAGCACAGCCGCUGCUGCUGGUGCUGGUGCUGCUGCUGCUGCUGGAUUCUCCACCCUAUGGCCCGUCGGAGCGGCUGGAGGCUGGAGCCUCCCUCAAUUCCGCCUCCAACUGGCGGAGCCCACUUGUACUCGGCGGCUGGCGGCGGCCCGGUCCGGCCCGGUGCUCCGUCCGUCUCCGCUGGUGUGACUUCACGGAUCAUCAGCCAAUGUUGAGAGAGGAUCGUCACGACUACAUCAGCGCGUCCGGCGACCGGUGAAGAUGUCUACGGGAGCUGACAGGAGCCGCUGCUGGCGCCCGGCGCCGCCAGCCGACGUGGUCACACCGGCCGCAGCUCUCUCCCAGAGAGCUGCCCUCCCGCGCCGCGAGCGACAUCUGAAUCUCGGAACUACGCUACGUGCGACACCUAGCGUCAGAAGGCAGAAGAAAAUCACAGGACCACAAUCGUCCGUAUCUCCUGCCGCUGCGGCCUGCGAGUGUAUCACCAAAGAUCAGCAGGAAGAGGCCCGAACCAAAGAAGGAGAAGAAGAAGAAGAAAAAUGACUUUUGAUCCAGAAGUUCCUUGGCAAAUUGCUUGAAACAGUUUUACUACACCCAUUUGCUGAAAAUGGUUGAUUGCCUGUGCCAUCCGGAACCAAAGCUUUGUCUGAGAUGAGCAUCUUGUAUCGCAUCCAUGGGCUCCACAUCCGUAUUCGACUUGGCUGUGGGGGAAAACCUCCUUAUAUCUAAAGUGAUUUUUUACCUCAUAACACCAAUGGACCCAGUAUAAAGGUGCAAAUUAUAAUAUGGAAAUUGGACUGAAUGUAAAAUUAUUAAAUAUUUACCAUGCAUUUUUGUUUAAAAAAUAACGCAAGAGAAGCUCGCAUCCCCGACGUCGGCCGGAAACGGAGCCCGUGGACAGCUGUGUUUAGUUUGCCUGCUGUUUGUGUGUGCUGAACUUACAAGCGGAUGCUGGUGGUUACGUGCUUACGAGCCUCUUGCAAAGCUACUCGCUACCAAAACAUGGUUAAUGUGUUAAGUGUAUGAAUAAAAGUAUGCCUAUCAAUUAUACAUUGUCACACCUACUAUUUAAUAAAUAUAGGCAGAAUCGCUAUGAGGCAGAACGGACAAUUUUGUUGCAAAUGUGAACGGACUUUGAUAUCAAAUAACACAGCAGAGGGCUGAAGUCGCAAGCAUCGUGACCACCAGCAUUAGCUUACCCUAUCCAUCCAUGUCGUUUGUAAUAUGUGUUGAACUACAUAGGAUAGGUGGCUAGAUGUAAACAGAUUGUGUUCGCUUAUAAGAAACUGAAUCCAGAUAUCGCUAGUGCAAUUUCGAUAUUGUGUUCUGUUGUGCUGUACAGUGUUGCAGAUCGUUGUGUUCAUAACUGUCUUCGGGAAAUAGCAUUAAUAGCAAAUCAUCCCGAGUUGUUAGACGUUCAUUAAAAUAAACCGGAAACGGGUUAGAUCAUCCAUGCAGUUUGUCAAUAAAGUUCAAAUAAAAUCAUUCAAUAAUGCUUGGUGAAUUACGAUGAGUUCAUCAUUUUCAAUGUACCAAUGAAUCAGACAUUACUUAAUUGUCUCGAUUGGUCCGUAGUUAAAUUUUGCGUAAUGCAUCAGCUUUCUUGUUUAAUUUGUGAGCAUCGAUAAUUACUGAUAAUGUACGAUAAUACACUACCGAUAAUUAUCGAUAAUGAACUAGCACAAACUUUUAAAAGUGUGAUGGUCGUGCUAUGUAGUAGUUAGCGAUAUCGGUGUAUCAUCUCUGUCACCUUGGCCUCGAUAUCCUGGCGACGGCAUUAGCUCGAGUGGCUUCGUAGCAAAGAGGGAGGCGUCGACGCAAAUACAAAGCACGUGUUCUCAGUCGAUAUAUCUUGUUUGAUCAAUGGUAUCAAUGGCAGGCAAUGGAAUGUUUGCGAUGUUUGCAAUCACUUCAACCACAGAUCUUCAACACUUCGCUGCACACUAGGGCCUUGGCACACUCAUGCUUGACUCAUGCCAUACAGCUUUGUGUGCUUUGCACACGCUAUCGGUGAUUGUGGACGAUCCAUGGAUUGAAGUGUAAACAUUGAUAAGACAUUUCCGGUAUGGGUUUCUUUCGCGUGAAGGCUAGCGAGGAAAAUACAAUAAUUGUAAACCGAGACUGUGGUGUAAGAGUGGUGCUGGAUUACCUGAAGAUUCGACUGGGUAUCACCGAUACAGAGGUUGAGCUAGACCUAUGCGACGAGUGGGGAAACGUACGGUUCCUGUCCCAAGCUCCUCCGAGAUGCAACACAAUUCACCUUCUAGCUCCUCGGGGGCUCUACACGCCGGUUGUGAUAACACAAACGCCGACGCUGAAAUUUGAGUUUCCUAUGGGGAAGCCAGUCACCAUCCAUAGGCUCAGGGACGCUCAGCGAAAGGCCCGACGACAGUGGGGCAAGCUGCAGAAGUUGCUCGGCUCGUUCAGCGGCCAGUUCGACUCGGACGAAGAGGCAGUGGAAACCAUCUACCAGGUGGUAGGGUCGCCUUCCGCCGACUACAGCAAGGGCAAGGUCAAGGGACGCGACCCAGCCCCAAAGUCUCCCCGGUCGAGGUCGAUAUCAGCAGGCAAAAAGAAGAAGGCGUCAUGGGCCACCGAUAUAUCUGAGUCAAAGGAAAAUACAUCCGAGAAUGGUCAAACUCAGCCAGAGAGACCUGCGGUCUCUGCAGGUAGAGAGACAACAAGGGCAAGAAGGGUGUCCAUUUCAGACGAGCGAAAUGAAAUCGAGGCUACUGAAGCCGAAAACAAGAGCAGUAUGCAAAGAAGGCCACUCAAUAACGUGGAAAGUAAAGGAACACAUGGGCUUAGCCAAGAUUACGGAGUAGAUCACGACAAGACGGCAGGCCUUGCUGGCCGAAGAGGAUCAACGAAAUACGAGAAUAAUGUGCCUGAAAUACCGGCAAACAAGUCCAAGGAUGUUGUGACUGGAGAGGAGCAUGAUGAUACCAGCAAGACGACACCGGCGAGCACCAAACCAGCAGAGGCCGGAGAGAGUGGCAAGGCUGCAGAAGAGGCACCAGAGAUUCCGAAACCGAGCACCUCAACCACUGACAGAGACAAAACAGAUCUUCCCGCUGAGCGUCCAGCACAUGAAUCGACAGACAGUGGUAUCGAGUCAGCGGCCAGCAGGUCGGGCGGGAGGGCGAAGGAGUCGGGGAUGCGGGAGACCUCCAGUGACGCGCAGUCAGCCAGCGGAGAGGCAGGAAGCAACGAGGACUCCCCCAGUGCGCCGACUUUGCCGCUGUCUAAGACGAAACUCAAACAUCGCAGGAGCUCCAGAAUGCCGGCCAUUCCGGAGCAAGUCGCCCCGGCAAACAGUGGAGUCAGCAAGGAUGGGGCACCCGCAAAGUCGGAGGCAUAUGACGAAAACCAACAGUCUCAGGAUGGAAAGACAACCAGCUCCGGCCCGUCAGAUGCAACGAACAUCACAAACGAGAAGGACGUAACAAGAGACUCAUCAAACGCCGCUUCAACCGAUGCAUCACAGCCGACAGCUAACGCAGUCACUGUCGAGCACAGUGUCGGCGAAUCCUCCUCUCCCGGUGCACCCCGUCCGCCUCAGGAUCCCUCAUCUCCUGCCGCGAGCGGCGCUGCCCUGGCGCCGGAGGACAUCGCCGGAGUGGCGGUGUCGAUCGUCCCACCGAGUGCGGCGGCACCUCACCGGCGCAGCGUGGACGUCACGGCGCUGCUCGGCAUCCCCGUGACGGACGGGACGCCCGGAGCCGAGGCCGACCCGUCCACCGGCCACGGCGUGCCCUCGAUGAUCGACGAGGAGUGGCGCAGAGCGGCGGCCACCGAACAGCUGGUGGGGGUGCUCAGCGCCACCUCGCGGCUCGUCUACCUCGGCUCGGCCAGGAGCCAGCCGGUGGACGUGCCGCAGAUCAACGUGGUCAGCACGACGGAGGAGCAGGCGCAGCGGCUGAGCUCCGGGUCCGCGCUGCUGGCCGCGGCUGGACCGGGGGAGGAGAGGACCCGCACUGAUGACGUGGGCGGCGAGCGGGGUGACGUGACGUCGCAGCCAGACACAUGGAGGUCGCCCUCAGGCGGCGCCGUCGAGACCUGAACACAGCCUGGCAUGCGAGAUGUCCAUUGUCCGAUGCACAUGUGUCAAGGCAAUUCCGAAUGUUCGUGGAAAAUGCAGGCAGUGUGCAGGCGAAUCGGAUAGGAGCACGAAAAUAGCUGUGCGACUAGGAUGCAAUGCAGCGAUGAUGAAUUCGUUACUGUGCAGUGUGAUUCAGCUACGCGUUUCUCGUACAAACAUCGUGGAUUUCAGUGUGCUAGCGUUAAAAUGUUACGUUGAUACUUGAUUGUUGUCAUGUAUGUACGAUGGAGUGCGUUUUAUGCGACCAAAAGAGUUCACAAAACAAAUAUAUUUCGUCAGUUCGAUGACAA